Messenger RNA from Periophthalmus magnuspinnatus, 2674 nucleotides. It is a transcript of the gene kctd13, whose product is annotated as potassium channel tetramerization domain containing 13. Gene Ontology annotation, cellular component: Cul3-RING ubiquitin ligase complex. Gene Ontology annotation, molecular function: protein binding; ubiquitin-protein transferase activity. The transcript is spliced from 7 exons. Lineage: Eukaryota; Metazoa; Chordata; Actinopteri; Gobiiformes; Gobiidae. Bases 450 to 1418 code for a protein of 322 amino acids. Gene Ontology annotation, biological process: proteasome-mediated ubiquitin-dependent protein catabolic process; negative regulation of Rho protein signal transduction; protein homooligomerization. The record is from RefSeq and is a predicted model, not a curated record.
UCACAGGGGGCGUCUUCUCUUAGUCUCGUGCAGUCGUGCGUCAGAAGAAGACGAAGCGCGAGCUCCAAUGACCUACUUAGCGUUAGCAUCUUUUAUUAGCAACGUCAAAAUAUCAGCACGAUCUGAAGUUAUCUGUUAAUCUGUCUGUUUAUGAAUAUUUAAGGAUCAGUCGCACAGUUUCAUCCCAUAAAGUGCCUCUCGCUGAAGAACAUCCUUAAAUAGAUGUUUUGUUUUUAGCUGUUUUGAUUAGCUAGCAGCUAGCUGCUAACUGCGGAGCGACUGCGUAUAAAAUGAGUUGUCAGAUGACAACGGUUUAAGCUGUCAAUAAUAGGCUCGUUUUUAAACUUUAUUUUAGGUAUUGCACUUUUUACCACAAAGAUAUAUCUGAUUAUUUGGUCUAAUUGUUGCUGAUCCUUGGAUGUUUGGUCUGAAGGUGACCCUGCCUCCUCAUGUCUGCUGAGGCUUCAGCUGGUGGUCAUACUGCUGUCUCUGCUCCGUGUGUGUGCUUGAGCACAGAUGACUGCACAAACAGGGGUCUGCUGGGGAGUAAAUAUGUAAAGUUAAAUGUUGGAGGCUCUUUGCAUUACACCACAGUCCAGACUUUGAGCAAGGAGGACAGUCUGCUGAGGAGCAUCUGUAAUGGAGAAACUGAUGCUACAAUAGACGCUGAAGGUUGGGUGGUUUUGGACAGAUGUGGUCGACAUUUCAGCAUCGUAUUGAACUUUCUCAGAGAUGGGUCCGUUCCACUUCCAGAUGACCACAGAGAACUGGAGGAGAUCCUAAAGGAUGCCCAGUACUACAGAGUUCAGGGGCUGAUACAGCAUUGCCUCAAUACCAUGCAGAAACAAAAAGAUGUGUUGGAAACUGUGUGCCGCAUCCCAAUGAUCACAUCUGUUAAGGAAGAACAGAGGAUGAUCGCCACCUGUAGGAAGCCAGUUGUCAAGCUUCAGAACAACAGAGGAAAUAAUAAAUACUCAUACACCAGUAAUUCUGACGACAACCUGCUGAAGAACAUAGAACUUUUUGACAAACUAGUGUUACGAUUCAAUGGCCGUGUGCUCUUCGUGAAAGAUGUGCUCGGGGAUGAGAUUUGCUGUUGGUCUUUUUAUGGCGAAGGGCGCAAAAUCGCUGAAGUAUGCUGCACUUCCAUUGUCUAUGCCACAGAGAAGAAGCAAACCAAGGUUGAGUUCCCAGAGGCUCGAAUCUUUGAAGAAACCCUAAACAUCCUGAUCUAUGAGAAUAGCCGGAGUUCGGGCGGGGUACAUCUUUUGGAUUCGAGAGGGCCGUCGCUGGGAGCUGGACACUCGGAGGAGGAGGGGGCUUCUGGGGGAGAUAGGAGGGUCCGGCGCAUUCACGUAAGAAGGCACAUCAUGCAUGAUGAGAGGGCACACGGUCAGCAAACGGUGUACAAGGACUAGUGGAAAAACGCCAGACUGAAUGUACCAAUGAUGACUGCUUGGUGAAUGAGAGAGAGGCUGCUAAUCAGAGCAAUAGCGUAGUUUUUUUGAAUUUCAUCGGUGAUUUUAACUCUGUGAAAUGGGAGGAAGGUUUUGGUUGUACUUAAAAAUGCAUGUUUACAGGAAUCAAGGCCUGUCAUGGUAACUCAGUUUGAAAUGCGAUAUAAAUAUUACAUUACAUUAAAUGAUCAUUUUGAAGACAAUUUAUGCUACUGGUACAACAACCAUUAAAGGUGCACUAUGUAACUUGUCCCUGUGGAGAUGGAUAAGUUUAAUGCCAUACUGUGGGAAAAUCCAGGCUAGAGAGACAAGCAGUUGGUGGACUCCAAGUUAUAAUCUCAGUAAAUCGCACCAAAAACCUUUUCAGAACUUUAAUUUUAUUUGGAGACGAUGCACAAAAAUAUAUAUGUAAUAAAUAAGCAAUAAAUAAAUGGUACGGCUGGUGUCUAUAAUGAGACCCACAUCAAAUUUUAUGGUAUUACAUAAAAUAAAAUCCUUACUAAAUGAUGGUACUCACAAUAAAUAUAAAAAAGUAAUAUGGUUCAUCUCAUUUACUGAACUAUUAAUAAAAUAAUUACUGUGGCCGGCCGAUGAUACAAGUACAGUACUCAAAUAGGAAAGUAUAAUCGUAAUAUCUUUUGUAACAUAAACUGUCUCAAAUAUAGUUUUUCAAAGGACACUGAGGAGGUUUGGUCCACUGACAUUUCAACCCGUUUUAUAAUGUGUUCAUAACAUAGAAUUGAAGCCUUCUAAUUUGCUUUCAUUUUAAACACUGGAAAUGUGGUUGUUGUUUAACAGCUUUUCAGGAUGUUUAUACUUAAUUAAUUUAUAUCUCUAAUUUAUUGUUUGAUAUUUAACUUUUGUACAAUAUGCAAAAUGUGUGUUAACAUGUGAAAAAUGCACUUAAUUUUGUUAUUGUAAAUGUUUAAUUUUUAUUUUCCUGUUGUUGUUUUUCCUGGUUUUAUCCUGAGCCAUAACUUUUUCAACAAUGUCUUCUUACACAGAUCUUAUCCGAGGUUAUUACUCAAAUUAGAUUGACUGUGAUAUUAAAAUAAACUUAUUUUAUUUCAUAAUUUUCAAGAUCUUAAUUGAUUACAUAUAACAGUUUUGGAGCAAUAUGUUUGGCAUCAUUUUCAGAAAGUCACCUUAAAACAUUGCACUAAUUGAACUUCCGUCCAAUUUGUGGUUGUCAAAAGUUGAUUAAUAAAUGAUUUGAC